Molecule: messenger RNA, 248 nt
Organism: Protopolystoma xenopodis
Lineage: Eukaryota; Metazoa; Platyhelminthes; Monogenea; Polystomatidea; Polystomatidae
Source: the annotation of a GenBank genome assembly
GUGGAGUAAUUAUGUAUGGUGCUCUACUACUCUUUGAGGACGACUUCAUCCAUGUUGUAUCUAUCACUUUCACAUCUCUUCUUCUCACCGAACUCUUGAUGGUUGCUAUUACCAUUCGCACGUGGCACUUGGUUAUGCUACUAUCCGAACUACUCUCCCUUGCUAUUUACAUCGUUGCAUUGGCCCUUCUCAAGUCCUAUUUUGGUAAGUCCGGAUAUUGUUUGUUUUCAGCUAGCUGGAGCGGUUAG